Mesorhabditis spiculigera is the source of this 1896-nucleotide messenger RNA. The record is from the annotation of a GenBank genome assembly. NCBI's taxonomy places the organism in Eukaryota, Metazoa, Nematoda, Chromadorea, Rhabditida, Rhabditidae.
AUGUCGGCCGACAUCGCCUGGCAGGUCAUCCGGAACAACUCGGCGUUCCUGGUCAAGCGGAAGAACAUCGACAAGGCCUUCUCUACCGAGCGCUUCAACCUGACCAAGACCAACUCGCGGCGCUACAACGGACUCGUCAACAACAAGGCCGUCGCAGUUGAGUUCGUGAAGAGGGGCGUCCCGCAACUCGUGCUGAAGCGCUCGCGAGAACAAAGCAAGCCAGCCAGCUCCCUGGGCGUCAAGCCCCUCAACAAGACGAAUGGAAGGCGUGCCCGCGUCACCGUGCAGAAGAUCGUCAGCGGAUACAGGCCCUCGCUCGCCAUGGUCGCCCAACGCAAAGUCUCGCAGCUGCUCCGCUCCCUACGCCCGAAGCGAACAACGCCGCACUCGAAGAUCACCGCUGAAGAACUCUACUUUUGCAGAAAAACGGGUCGUUUCUGCUCCCCGGGCCUCUUCUCGCUCCAACUUCCCUUCCGCACGGGACGAAGAUUGCUUUCAACAUUCUCCACAUCGGACUAUCAGCCAGUCAUCAAGCAGAGCAAGCGGAUAGUCCCUGUUCCGAUGAACCAGAUCAUCGAACCGCGGCGGCAGAAGCUGGACAACCCCGACUUCCACGCCCUCUUCACGUCGGGAUUCGAAAAGCUGAGGGCCCUCUUCGAUGACAGUGGCUUUGAGAUAAGAAUUGCCGGCGGGGCCGUCCGCGACCUUCUGAUGGGCAUCCGACCGGCCGAUGUCGAUUUCGCCUCCACGGCCACGCCCACCGACAUGAAGGAGUUGUUCGAGAAAAGCGCGAUCCGGAUGCUGCACAAACGGGGCGAAGAGCACGGCACGAUCACCUGCCGCAUUGACGACGAGAAUUUUGAGAUAACGACGCUUCGGGUCGAUAAAGUGUGCGAUGGGCGACGAGCGGAGGUCGAGUUCACCACCGAAUGGCAGCUCGACGCGAACCGCCGUGAUUUGACCGUAAAUUCGCUGUUUUUGGGCCUCGACGGCACGGUCAUCGACUUUUUCGGCGGAAUCGACGACAUUGCGGCGAAGCGCAUUCGGUUUGUCGGCGACGCCGAGCAGCGCAUCCAGGAAGAUUAUCUUCGAAUUCUGCGGUAUUUCCGCUUCUUCGGCCGAAUCGCCGACACCAACGAGCACGACCCGGCGACGAUCGAGGCGAUCAAGAAGAACAGGGACGGGCUGCUGGGAGUGAGCCCCGAGCGAAUUUGGACCGAGCUGAAGCGGAUUGUCGUCGGCAGACGGGCGCCGGAUGUGCUCGAUUCGAUGCUGUCCAUCUGUGAGCUUCACCCUCAUCUCGGCCUUCCCCCCAACGCCGAUCUGCAGCGUUUCCGAAGGGUCUACGACGCGUAUGGCACUCAGGUGGAGCCGAUGACGAUGGUGGCCACCCUCUGCGAAUCCCCCGAACAAAUUGCCGACUUUCACGCGAAGACCAAGUUAUCAAACGUCGAGCGGAUCGUCGGUGAAAUGGUGGUCGGCGAGCGGAAAGCAGCUGAAGAAGCAAUUGCCGGCGGGGAUGACGAUUGGUGGCACGACCGCAUUGUCGAAUUGGAUAUACGCCCCGGCCAUGAAACGACCAAAAUGUCGGGCCGAGACCGCGUGCUGCAGCUGGCGAUGGGCGCAUUGAUGGACGAGAAGCAGCUGGAAGCGCUGAGGGCCUGGCAACUGCCCGUCUUUCCCGUCAAGGGCACGGAUCUGAUGGCGGUGAACGUGGGUGCGGGUCCGGUGAUGCGCGCCACCCUGCAACAUUUGUACCAAAUAUGGCUAAAGAGCCGCUUCACGAUGGCGAAAGAUGAACUGCUCGGCCACGUCGACGACGCCGAGCUGAAGGAAAUUGCCCCGGAGAAUCGUGGCAAGAAGCGCAAGAAUUCGACGCUUCACCACCGCCCACAA